AUGGAACUGGAUACUGCAACGAAUGGGAACUUCAUUUCAAAGCAGACAUGGAAGGAUUUGGGAAGUCCAAAUCUUCAGAAGCCUGAUUUACACUAUGAAUCAGCUCGAACUGCUACUAAGGAGCUGGGCAUUUCUGUAGACCAAGCACUCAACGAUGUCGAAUCAUGCCAUGCAGUCUUUAGCAAUCUAAAGGCCGACAUCAAACUACAGGAGAAAUGCAAGAAAUUGUGCAAUGAAUUUAAAGAUUUAUGGAAACCGGAAUUAGGAUGCCUCAAGGACUAUGAACUCGAAGUAAAGUUUAAGCCCAAUGUCCAGUCUAUCUUCAGGAAAGCACGGCCAGUUCCAUUUGCCAUGGAAGCUGAUUUAGAAGAAGAAUACCAGAAGGGUAUAACAAAAGGAGUAUGGGAAGCCUCACAAUUUUGUCAAUUUGGGACUCCAGUGGUUCCUAUCAAGAAGGCUGUGCUCCCAGGACAAAAGAAACCCAAGAUCAGAGUCUGUGGGGAUUAUUCUGUCACAGUCAACCAUCAACUGGAGGAUCAUCGUCAUCCGCUUCCUCUCCCCGAGGAUCUUAUGAGAAGAUUAGGAGGAGGAUAUGGAUUCACCAAAAUUGACUUGGCAGAUGCAUAUAACCAAAUCAAGCUUGCACCGGAAAGUCAGCGAAGACUAGCACUUAGCACUCAUAAGGGAGUGCUUUUGCAGAAAAGACUUCCAUUUGGUAUCAAAUCUGCCCCCGGAUACUUUCAACAAAUCAUGGAUCAGCUCACCGUAGACUUUCCUGGUGUGGCUACCUAUCUGGAUGACAUCCUUGUAAGCGGGAUUGAUGCUGAGAACCACCUGAGCAAUCUUCGGCGUUUGCUCCAAAGACUGCAAGACAAAGGUCUCCGUUGUCGACAGGAAAAAUGUCACUUUGCCCAGCCAUAUGUUGAGUAUUUGGGACAUCUACUGUCACAACAAGGAAUCGCAAAAGGUCCUAAGAAUGUCCUGGUUCAUUUUGAAGAGAAGCACACCCUAGGUCUGGCAUGCGAUGCUUCAAACAGUGGAAUUGGAGCCGUAUUAUUUCAUCGUUUUCCAGAUGGAAGCGAGCGCCCAAUUGCCAACGUCUUCAAAACUCUCACAGAAAGUCAAAGGAACUAUAGCCAAAUCCAAAAAGAAGCACUGGCAAUUGUGUUUGGAUUGAAGAAGUUCUACCAGUACCUAUUUGGACGGAAGUUUGUACUGGUCACAGAUCAUCGACCACUGUUAGCCUUAUUUGGGCCAGGAAAAGAUGGUCCUCUAAUGGCUGCUAACCGACUGGCUCGUUGGGCUCUAAUGUUAAGCCAAUUCAACAACAAGAUUGAAUUCAGGAAGACUAAGGAUCACGCUAAUGCUGACGCUCUCAGUCGUCUAUCUCUGCAGGAAGAUUCACAAUUUGAUGAGGAGGAAAGUGUAGAUGACACAUUAAUGGUCUGCCAGAUACAGACAAUCGACGAGAAAGUCACUCCAGCAGAACAAGGUUCUCUUGCAAGAGAGUCAGCAAAGGAUCCAAGAAUCUCAAUGGUAAUGAGAUUCAUUCGAGAAGGCUGGCAACCAAAGAAGAACAAUGAAGGAACGGAAAUGCACAGAUUCCGACAGGUUGCUACUUUACUGUCCAUAUGUAAUGGUUGUUUAGUCCAUGGGUCGAGAGUGGUGAUUCCAGCAAGCAUGAGAAGAAACGUUCUGGGACUUCUUCACCUAGGACACUUUGGAAUGCAGCGAAUGAAGCAACUGGCUCGCACGGCUGUCUAUUGGCCAAACAUCGAUGAGGAUAUUGAGGCCACAUGCAGACACUGCAUACCUUGCGGUCAGCAUCAGAACAGACCAGCCAAACCUGCAAUUCACCCAUGGAUGCUUCCAGAGAAACCCUGGAGCAGAUUACACCUUGACCAUGCGAUCAACUUCAUGGGUACAAACUGGUUGCUGCUUACAGAUGCAUAUUCUAAGUACCCAUGCAUCCAUCCAACACAGUCCGUUUCAGCCAAAGCUACGGUUGACCUAUUGGAGCAGGACUUUGCGCAUUUCGGUUUCCCACACACCUUAGUAACAGAUAACGCUUCUGCAUUCAUGUCAGUCGAAUUCCAGACUUGGUGUAAAGAGCGAGGCAUUGUCCAUCUCACCGGAGCUCCAUACCAUCCUGCCACUAAUGGAGCAGCUGAACGACUGGUGCAAACUUUCAAGCAGGCACUCAAGAAGUCAAGUCUUCCUCCCAGAAAAGCCCGGCAAGAAUUCCUCAUGCAGCUUCGCAGAACUCCCAACUCCAGUGGGUAUUCUCUGAGUGAACUGCUGAAUUCACGUCAAAUUAGAACCAAGAUUGAUACUCUAUUACCAUCUCCAGCGCAUACAGCCCAGGGAAAACAAGCGAGAGAGGCUACCAAAUCCCAGCAGAAAGAGAUUAUCUCUAAAGUAGUAACAUCUUAUAAAGUCGAAGAUCCUGUCUACGCCCUCUACUUUGGUCCUAGAAGAGACAAAGAAGGUCGAUGGGUGCCAGCUGUAAUCAUCAAGCGCAAAGGCUCUCGAUCUUUCAAUGUUCGAGUACAGCCAAAAGGCCCUACUUGGAGACGACACCUUGAGAAGUUGCAGCCGCGUUAUGCUUCAGUAGAAGAUGAUGAUCCCGGAGUUCCUCCUUCGCCGUCUACAGAGAGAGCAACUCCACCUCUGACUAGCGCUGCUACUUCCGUUGAACUGCCAGGAUCUGCCACCGAAAGAAGGCCAGCUACACCAGAGUAG
Rhopilema esculentum is the source of this 2742-nucleotide messenger RNA. The record is from RefSeq and is a predicted model, not a curated record. NCBI's taxonomy places the organism in Eukaryota, Metazoa, Cnidaria, Scyphozoa, Rhizostomeae, Rhizostomatidae.